Molecule: messenger RNA, 1509 nt
Organism: Coccomyxa subellipsoidea C-169
Lineage: Eukaryota; Viridiplantae; Chlorophyta; Trebouxiophyceae; Coccomyxaceae
Product: tyrosyl-DNA phosphodiesterase
Exons: 10
Coding region: 1-1509 (502 amino acids)
Biological process (GO): double-strand break repair; single strand break repair
Cellular component (GO): nucleus
Molecular function (GO): 3'-tyrosyl-DNA phosphodiesterase activity; single-stranded DNA binding; double-stranded DNA binding
Source: RefSeq, a predicted model, not a curated record
AUGAUCCCACCAGUGGCCUCCCUGCUCCGUGUGCGAGGCCUCCCAGAGCAGUUCAGCAGGGGUGCGUUGGGGACGCAGCUGAAGGACUUGCUGAGCGGGGGGCCAAUGAGGUGGCUGCUCAUCAGCAAUUUUAUGAUUGACAUGAGGUGGUUUGUCUCCGCUGCGCCCUCUGUCCUGGAUGCAGACCGCGUGACAGUUGUCCAUGGGGAGAAAAGCAACCCCACCAGCGUGUCGUGGAUGCAGCAGAUUGCAGCGGGCAGGCCAUGGGUCAUCCACCAAGCGCGAUGUCCACUCCAGUACGGCGUGCACCACAGCAAGGCCUUCCUGGUGCAGUUCGACAGGGGCCUGCGAGUGGUCGUGCACACUGCCAAUCUGAUCCAUCAGGACUGCAACUGCAAGACGCAGGGCCUCUGGUACCAGGACUUUCCCAGGAAGGAUGAGCGGUCUCCUCAGGACAAUGCCUCGCGGCUAUUCGAGACCACUCUGAGUGACUACAUUGCAGCGCUGCGGCUGCCUGCCAGGGAGGCGCAGCAUGCGCAGCAGGUCAUAGCGCAGCAUGACUUCUCCUCCGCCCGCGCACACCUCAUCCCCUCUGUACCAGGAUACCAUCAGGGCGCAGCAAAGCAGAAGUACGGCCACAUGCUGGUAAGGAGCCUGCUGGCGCGGCAGCGCUUUGACCCGGUGUUCAGGAGGUCUCCCAUCGUGGCGCAGUUCUCGUCCCUGGGGUCCAUCACAGGUGCAUGGCUGAGCGAGUUCCGGGAGAGCCUGGCUGCAGGCGACUGCUGGGACAGCAAUCCCAGUGGGAGCGCAGGGCGGCUGGGGCCGGCUGCUGACUUCAGGGUGGUCUGGCCGACAGUGGAGGAGGUGAAAAACAGCGUCGAGGGCUGGUUUGCAGGCUGCUCCAUUCCAGGAACACACGCCAAUGUGCUGAAGACUGACAAGGGCUUGAGCACGCCAAUCCUGCAGCCGUUCUGGUGCAGAUUUGAUGGCGCUCCUGCUACAGCUGGCCGCCAGCAUGCCAUGCCACACAUCAAGUCUUACCUGCGACACUCAGGGCAGAGGCUGGCAUAUAUCGUCCUGACAUCUCACAACUUGUCUAAAGCAGCGUGGGGAGUUCUUCAGAAGAACAACACACAGCUUCAUAUUAUGCACUACGAACUGGGUGUGCUGCUGCUGCCCUCCCUGGAGGAGAGCUACCGGAGGCAUCGCCACUUUGGAUUCUCUUGCACAGCGCCUGCCUCCCACAAGCCUGCAGCAGCCGCUCAGCCUUCCAGAGUGGAGUUUUGGGCAGCUGAUGGGGCAGCAGCAGGCAGCAGUGAAGCACUUUCUACAGGAGCAGAGAAGCUGGAGAUCCUACUCCCGUACCAGCUGCCUCCUGUGCGGUACGGACCACAGGACCAGCCGUGGAUGACUGGCGUGGAAUUCCCUGGGCUGGACAGCCAGGGGCUCACCAUCCACCAGUCCUUCGACCGCAACUCGCACUAUGGACAUGUUGAGCCCGAUGACUGA